This is a messenger RNA of Anarrhichthys ocellatus (wolf-eel), 3645 nucleotides long. It is a transcript of the gene ldah, whose product is annotated as lipid droplet associated hydrolase. NCBI's taxonomy places the organism in Eukaryota, Metazoa, Chordata, Actinopteri, Perciformes, Anarhichadidae. The record is from RefSeq and is a predicted model, not a curated record. The transcript has 6 exons. The coding region runs from base 230 to 1354 and encodes 374 amino acids. Gene Ontology annotation, cellular component: lipid droplet. Gene Ontology annotation, biological process: lipid storage. Gene Ontology annotation, molecular function: lipase activity.
UUACACUUGUCUGCUAGCGUCGGAAAACCAGUUCCCUAGGAUGCUAGCUUAAGUGAACGUCAGUCAGUAGCGUUAGCAUGUAGCAUUGAUAUGAACUCAUUUCAGCUACUGUCACUGUCGCACCAACCCACUGGCUAAAUCAUGUCACUUUAAUACUUCAUAUUGUUAGAGCGAGUUGCAUAUCUUGUACUGUAAAUACCGAUUGUAUCUGACAACUCAAACGCAUCACAUGCACGACUCGCUUUUUAACCUUUUACGUGGAAGGAACGCGUCACCUUUGGACCCUGCUGAUAAACUAACGGUAUAUCAGCUCACGUUAUUCUGUGUGCGUGUGAACCAGGAGCUUGAACUCGGUGUUCCUGUUCUUCUCCCCACGUCUCUCCUCACAGCUAGUGCGAUGGACGACACGGUGACAGACGGGAGGGACGAACCGCAGACGGACUUCAGCUACUGUUGUGGAGCCAUCACUGAGGUUCUGAAGUUUGGCUCCUGUCGGUUACACUCGGGACACAAGGUGCUGUUUCUCAUCAUUCCAGGUAACCCAGGCGUAGUGGGCUUCUACAGGACCUUCAUGCAAACUCUCCACCGUAUGUUUGGCUACCACCACCCAGUGUGGGCCGUGAGCCAUGCUGGCCACUGUGUGCUACCGGACUCCAUGGACAUGGUUGAAGAUGUCUCCUCGGCAGCGGAGCGGGACGUGUUUGGUCUGAGCGGGCAGAUCGAACACAAGCUGGCCUUCCUCCGGAGACAUGUUCCGAAAGAGACCAGCGUGGUGCUGGUGGGACACUCCAUCGGCUGCUUCAUCAUCCUGGACAUUAUGAAGAGAAAUCCUGACCUCAAGAUUCUAAAAGCCGUCAUGCUGUUUCCCACCAUUGAGCGCAUGGCGGAGACUCCUCAAGGGAGGGUCAUGACCCCUGUGCUGUGUCACAUGCGCUACGUGGCCUACCUGCCUCUCUUCCUGCUCUCUCUGCUGCCCGAGGCACUCAAAGCCAGCCUCAUCAAACUGGUGUUCGGCGGCAUCCGGUCCCUGGACCACACCGUAGUCCAACCCACUUUAGGUCUGCUCAGUGGAGACUGUGCAGUUAACGCCAUGUACAUGGGGGGUCAGGAAAUGACGACGGUUCUGGAGAGGGACAACAUCACCAUCAAGAAGAACCUGGCAAAGCUUAUAUUCUAUUAUGGAGCGUUGGACCACUGGUGCCCUGUUCAGUAUUACCAUGACAUCAAGCAGGACUUCCCAUGUGGACAUUUCCGACUGUGUGAGAGCGGGUUCCGCCACGCCUUCGUCCUGGAUGCAGGAGAACCAGUUGGCAGGAUGGUGUUUGACUGGAUCAGUGGAGAUUUGAGGACAUGAGCUCAUCGUUGUCUUUCUCUCUGCCUGUCUGACGUGGACUCUGCCGACCCCCCCCCCCCCCCCUCUUGCAUCCAGACCAGGAGCGUUCGGAUCGGCACACGUCAUGGAGUUGAACUGAGAAUACAGGCUCAGUGCUGAAGAUGUGUCAAAUAUGAAUGUGUCGUUGAUUUAAUGGCGUACGGUGGUUCAUAUUCAUCUUAUCUACUGUUCGUUGGUUUACUUGUGUCAGUGCUACUGUGCUGUGAAACACCAUCAGACUGUAAUGUGAUGAGACAUUUAGCCACAAAGGGUUCCGAGCACACCUCGAAGUGUUCACAUCUAAGUCCAUGUCGUAUCGUACAGUGAUGAUAACCAGAGCGGUGAGGCCAAGACUCCAAUUAUUCAUUUAAAUCCAUUUCUAACUGAUUUCAUUCCAAACUUGUUACAGUGGACGAAUGCUGUAACUUUGAUGAUGUACUCUCAAAAUGCAAUGGUCCAUUGAAAGACCUGAAGCAAGUCAUGACUCAGCUGUAACGUGUCCACUCACAAGUGGUUACCAUACAAGUAUUGAGCUCUGCUAUAGAGGCUGUGUAAUGUGCAUCUCUAACAUGACCUCACUGGUCCUGGUACUUUGUUGGAUGAGCAUCUGGAGUAUGUGCCACUGCAACACGCUCCCAGUCCAACUGGUCACAUACGGGUGCUUGGUCAGGACCCUCGGGCCACUGUCUAACACACUGGGUAGCUCCACAGUAAACACGCUGUGAAUUCAAACUAAAUCACUUGCUGAGUUUUAGACGGCAAAACCACAAAGUUAAAUUUAGGACAUACAUCAUGGUCGGGCUUAAAAUAACUAGAAAAACAAAGUAGGAAUGCAACGUAAGUACAGAAAGCCUGUCACAAACAUUACUAAUGGAACUUCGACAUAAAUCUGAACGCUUUGGGACUUGAACAGCGGACUCCUGGGUGAUAGUCCUGUGUUUGUCUCAUACAGAUACUGAAGGGGGCCUUGUGCAUCAGUAUUUGACACUCUGGGACCGAUAACGACAUAUCAAAAUCAGACAGUGUAAUGCUGCGGCUCUUUACACCAACAUACAUUUAUUACACAAUUCUUUUUAGUAUUUUCGAUCAAAACUGUUCCAUACUGGAAAAUUCAAAUUCCGGUAUGUAAUGUAGUUUAUAAACAUAGAAUUGAAUUGAAUAGAUCAUCCCCCUGCUGUCACUGAAACAUGGUAUCGGCCUGACAUUGGUAUCGGUGCAUUAAGAAUAAACUAGAUAUUAUAUUUACAGCGUGCCACUAAUGAAACUGCCAAAGACUCUCGAUAGUGUUUAUCACAUCAGUGUGCAGUUGGCAAGUGAAAAUAACUAUUUAUUUGGUGUUUGUGUGUAAAGUUGUGAUGCAAAAAAUACUACUUUAGAAGAGUUUAUAUAGUUUUGAAUCAUGAAUUGUUGGCUAUUACAAGAGAUGUGAGAUAUUGUGUGUAUGUUUUUGUGUGUCAAUCACCUGCUAAGUACUAGUACACUGGAACAAACCAUUUGGUGGUCCAGUGGAACAAACCAUUUGGUGGUCCAGUGGAACAAACCAUCUGAUGGUCCGCUGGAACAAACCAUCUGGUGGUCCAGUGGAACAAACCAGUUGGUGGUCCAGUGGAACAAACCAUCUGGUGGUCUGCUGGAACAAACCAUCUGGUGGUCUGCUGGAACAAGCCAUCUGGUGGUCCAGUGGAACAAACCAUCUGGUGGUCCAUUGGAACAAACCAUCUGGUGGUCAGGUUAACCGGAUUUUUAAAUAGAACUUUUGUUUCAAGAUUAACUUCAAAUGACACAUUAAGUUACUAAAGCAAGUGUCAACUCAUACAAAAGAUAUACAAACUUACAAUGCUGUCAGUAUAUGUUGAAUAUUUAACUUAAGAUUUACAAAAUAUCUUCAAUGAUAAAUAAUUUAAAACAUGCUUGUUGACCACAGAGCUUCAUUACGGUGUAAAACGUGACACACGUGUAUGGAGUGACUUUUGUCUCAAAUAAAAAUACGAUUUACAAAUGCGUACAAUGAAUAAUGCAUACUUUUUGAUACUCAUAACUGCUAAUCUACACACAAAUACCAAGCAAUAAACACGUAACAGUUUUGCAAAUGCAAACAUCACAAUCUGAUGAUUACAUGGUGUAAUACACACGUGUGGCCAACUUGAUUUCCCUCCACAGGCUUGAGUGUGGCAUGUGUGCUUCUAAUGAUAGAGAUGGAAUCUGUGCUCUUUACAGGCUGUUCAGUGUUCUUUGCGCUAGCGACACCCACAUCUCUGCACCACUAUGUAUUG